CCAUUGUACGGUGCGCUGCUUCUCGGGGCCGGCGGCGUCGGUGUUGCAUCUCUGCCGAAUCCGCGUUGCAGUCAGUCCGAGCCGUCGUCGAUGGAGCGGACGUGGGGAUCGAGACCGUUGCACCCCGGAGAAGGAUAUGCAUGUCGAGCACGGUGUCUCUCAGGAUACGCCAUCAUGAUAGCUGCUGCCUUUCCAUUGAGGAAGCGAAGCUCGUUGCCUGACCUCUCACGUCUGUGCUGCCGCCGAGGAACCCUCUGUUCCGCUUCCGUGUAGCCCACUGGCCGGAAUUUCGUCAGCACUGUGCCCUGAUCCUCCCUUUUCAUUUCCACACACAUCAAUUCGCAGCCCACCGACCAUCAAAAAUGGCCCGUAAGCCUCAAUGCAUCAAGCGCAAGUCCAGCCCCAAGGGCUCGUCCAAGCCAGGAGCCUCUGGCGAUGAGCGUGCCAAAGCAUCUGAGGUCAAGCAGGACUCCCGCCUGCUGUCACUCGCACCAGAGAUCCGCAACCAGAUCUACGGCUACGUUCUUGGUGGCCACAAGGUCCACGUCUAUAUCGAUUGCGUCCAAGACGAAAAUACUCGUCGACAAGGCUUUUGCACCCACUCGUGUGGAUCAAAUCUCUCGGUGGUCCAGUCGGAGGAGCUACGAAACGUUGGCACGGAGGCUCCCUGCGCGGCCUGUGGCCGCGACCGCUUCACUUCAUUGGACCUCUCCCUCCUCCGCACCUGCCACCAGAUCUACGCCGAUACUGCACUACUCCCCUACAGUACCAAUGACUUCUUGAUCGAGACCCCGGCUUUCACACCCUUCAUGAAGGGCCUGGAAGAUACGCAAAAGGCCUCUAUCGAGCAUAUGACUGUGAUUGGCCGCGGUGACUUGGCCUGGGGAAUCAAUUCGUUCGAAUUGGAGGACAUCCACGGCCUUCAGCGUGUCGAGCGUCUCCGUCUCAUCCUCGUCGGUGGGACGCCGUACGAUGAGUUUCACGGUCUGGAGAAUAUGGCUGAACUGCCGAGUUUGGAGGAGGUUUUGUUCACUACCAAUGACAAAUACUGUUUCUUCCCGGUCUUUAGUGGCGAUCUAGACGACUCAGAAGCUGAUCGCUACACUGCGGACGAGUUUCGGGAGGAAAUUCUGUAGAGUCCUGGAGGAGAGCGCGGAGGAUAAAAGCGGCGGAGGAAGAAGGAUCAACGCUUUACUUCCAAGGAAGGCCUGGCACGCAGUGCGCUCGAUGCUGGAGGUGUGUAUCUGGGUGGAAUUGGCAUAAAAGCGGAGAAGGGGCGAUGAUUUGCGGUGUGAAGCUCAUCACCGCGUGAUACCAGCACUUUGCUGUGUUAGAUAAACACACAAAUGCUUCGCUUUGACGAGCUGCUUCCAGAACACUCCGCUGUAUUGCUGUUCAUGGCGUCAACAAAGCUGACAUUGUGACAGAUGAACAAUGGUGCUAUUCAGCGGA
Cercospora beticola is the source of this 1452-nucleotide messenger RNA. RefSeq lists its product as uncharacterized. The record is from RefSeq and is a predicted model, not a curated record. NCBI's taxonomy places the organism in Eukaryota, Fungi, Ascomycota, Dothideomycetes, Mycosphaerellales, Mycosphaerellaceae.